AUGAGUACUCCAAGAGUCCGAGGGAGAAAAAUCAUUAUCAACUUAGGUGAUUUUAGUGUUUUUUCAUCAAAAGGAUUAAUGCAGAAGCGUAAAAAAAUUCCUUUGAGCAUUCUAUUAUGGAGAUUUCUUGGUGCAACCGUUUUCUCAAUAGCUAUCACUUGUUUCUUCUUUGUUCAUCAUGUUCAUGUAUCCACUACUUCGAAAAUUCAUCAUAAAAAGUUCAAUGAAAAGAUUCACACGUUUCGUGACCUGCAAAGCUGGACCCAAGAGCUUGAUCUGCUUCAUUUAUCUAAGGAUUCAGUCUCUGCUUCUAAGUUGAAUAAUACAAGAGGGAUUACAGAACUAAACUAUGAGAAACUCUGGAAGCCUCCACCUAAUCAUGGAUUUCUACCUUGUACAAAACCUUCCCUUAAUUACACAACUCCUGGAAAUUCGCGUGGUUACCUUCUAGUACAUACAAAUGGUGGACUCAACCAAAUGCGCAUUGGGAUAUGUGAUAUGGUAGCAAUAGCUCGCAUUAUAAACGCCACCCUUGUAAUUCCAGAGCUUGACAAAAAGUCAUUUUGGAAAGAUAAUAGCAAUUUCUCUGAUAUCUUUGAUGAAAAGAGGUUUAUCAGUUCUCUUGCUGAUGAUAUAAAAAUCAUCAAGAAACUUCCCAAGAAUCUGGCUAAUGCAACCAAAAUGGUGAAGCAGUUCAAAAGCUGGUCUGGUAUAGAGUACUAUCAAAAAGAGAUUUCAGCCCUUUGGAAUGAUUUCAAAGUUAUUCAAGCUUCCAAAACCGAUUCUCGAUUAGCGAAUAACAAUCUACCUCUAGAUAUUCAAAAGCUUCGUUGUCGUGCUUGUUUUGAAGCUCUUCGUUUCUCUCCUCGCAUUGAAAAGAUGGGAAAUUUAUUGGUGGAGAGGAUGAGAUCAUUUGGUCCUUAUAUCACAUUACACUUACGUUACGAGAAGGAUAUGCUUGCAUUUAGCGGAUGCACGCACGAUUUAUCAACUUCUGAGGCCGAAGAACUACGAAUUAUCAGAGAGAAUACUACUUAUUGGAAAAGAAAGCAUAUCAAUCCUACUGAAGAGAGGUCUAAAGGGAAUUGUCCCUUAACUCCAAAGGAAGUUGGAAUUUUCCUUAAUGCUCUUGGAUAUCCUACAAGGACUCCUAUAUAUAUUGCUGCAGGGGAGAUAUAUGGGGGUGAGUCUCAUAUGACUGAACUGCGAUCGCGAUAUCCGUUUUUAAUGAGCAAGGAAAAGUUGGCAUCUAUUGACGAACUUGAACCAUUUUCAAAUCACGCAUCUCAAAUGGCUGCUCUUGACUAUAUUGUAUCUAUUGAAAGCGAUGUGUUUGUACAUUCUUACCCUGGAAACAUGGCACGGAUUGUUCAAGGUCAUCGUCGUUUUCUUGGGAAAGGAAGAACCGUAUCUCCAGAUAGGAAAGCUCUCGUUCGUCUGUUUGAUAAACUAAAAAAUGGAUUAAUGGUUGAGGGGAAAAAGCUGUCCAAUAAAGUGAAUGGCCUUCACCAAGGAAGGGUUGGCUUGUUAAGGAAGAGAAAAGGGCCGAUUUCUGGAACAAAGGGUGUCGACAGGUUUCGGUCAGAAGAAACAUUUUAUGCAAAUCCUUUACCUGAAUGCUUAUGUCGGGCAGAAUCAUCGCCGAUAUAG
This is a messenger RNA of Vicia faba (fava bean), 1650 nucleotides long. The record is from the annotation of a GenBank genome assembly. Lineage: Eukaryota; Viridiplantae; Streptophyta; Magnoliopsida; Fabales; Fabaceae.